UUAUGGGACGGAGGGAAUAUAUCUGUAAAAUCAUACUCCGUAUUUCAUAUAAAUUAUACAGCAGUAUAUUCUUUAUGAGUUUUGUACCAUUCUCUACUUUUAUGUAAUUAACGACAAUGAUAAUGAACAAAUUUUAUGAUUGAGGAGUGGUCAAAUCAAUGACUCCCUAUGAUUUUACACAACAAAAAACUCAAAAGUAUAAUUACAGUCUUAUCCUUAGAAUACACACAAACACACACUAUUGACUAUGGAUUAUUAUAUUCGUUACUCAACAUAAAGCUCAUUUGCAAUUUUGCAUGAUCCAUAUAUAAUGAUAUAAAGAUCACACUACUCUUAUAAAAACUAUACCUCAAAUAUUCACAUUCUCCCUUAGCUACCAUAGUUAAAGCUUAGAGAGUAAAAUGAGAAAAAACUUCAUGAAAUUCCGAGUAUCCCGAGUAAUCCCCACCUUCCAUUCAUGCCGUUCUAAACACCCUUCAACCCUCCCAUCAAAUCCUGUCCCUUCAUUCCUCCACCACUCUUCUUCCACCUCCACCGCCGCCACCGCAACAACCCUUAACAAACAAAUAAACCUCCCUACUACUCCGUCUUCAUCACGCUCCUCCACAAAACGCCACGUGUCAUCCGCCAUUUCGUCGGCUCGUCGCGGUUGUUUAAGAUCACACCCUUCCCCUGAACCCUCCCACACUGAAUCAUCUCCAAAACUUAAACUACCCUCCCAUCAUUGGCACUUCAUCACUAAACUCCCCCAAGAAUAUCAUAAUUACGAUUCUACCCCUCCUCGUCGUAAAAUCUACAACUCCGCCGCAUCCGACACUGAUCACGAAAACGACGUCGUAUUCCUCCCUCCCAAAACCAAAACCCGACCCGGAAGAAAAAACCGACGACGAAGACGAAACUUCCAGAAGGUUCGAAUCAGUACCUCCUCCGACAGCGGAAUCUUCAGCGACGAUAAUCAAGAGAGAGAAACAGAAACCCUCGUCUCCACCGAUUCUACUAGCCCUAAAGUCAACAAAAAGUCAAAGGAGAGAGAAAGCAAGAAAAACCCGAGAUCGUCGUUCGAGUUACCGGCGCCGGCGAGAUUAUCGGCGUUUAUGAGAAAAAUGACACCGUGUAAGGCGGUGGUUGACGGUAAAGUAAGAGAGAGUUUUGCAAUCGUAAAGAGAUCAGAAGAUCCAUUGGAUGAUUUCAAGAGAUCAAUGAUAGAAAUGGUAGUGGAAAAACAGAUGUUCGAGGAAAAAGAAUUGGAGGAGCUUUUACGUUGUUUUCUGUCUCUUAAUUCAGAACGUCAUCAUGAAGCUAUUGUACGAGCUUUUACUGAGAUUUGGGAUGGCCUAUUUUGUCAGUCAUCAGAGUAAUUAAACCAGUUAGUUUAUUAAUUGCUAGUUUUAGUAUGAAUUGUAUUUCAUGUGCUAAGAGAAAGCUAAUUUGACUGUGAUAAUUAAUUAAUUAAUUAAGGGAUUUAGAUCUUGAGGUUAAAUAGAUGGUUAGAAUAUUCUUAAUUGUAUGAUCCCGAUUUAUUGAGUUACAUAAUGGUGGUUGCUUAGUUCUAGAGGUUGACUAUAUAUUAUGUAUGGCGGUGCUCUAUGAGAUUAUGGCGGAAUCGAGGGUAGAAAUGUCGUUUUGUUAUUUUUAGUAAUCUUGUUGUUUCUAAAUACUUUGUAUGUAAUGUCUGAGUCGUUUGAUGUAUAGCUUUAACGGUAAAUCACUUGUAAAGUACUCGUGUUUAUCAAUAAUAAAAUUUACUUAGAUUCGUACUCGUU
Chenopodium quinoa (quinoa) is the source of this 1763-nucleotide messenger RNA. RefSeq names its product transcription repressor OFP7-like. NCBI's taxonomy places the organism in Eukaryota, Viridiplantae, Streptophyta, Magnoliopsida, Caryophyllales, Amaranthaceae. The record is from RefSeq and is a predicted model, not a curated record. The transcript has a single exon. Gene Ontology annotation, biological process: negative regulation of DNA-templated transcription. The coding region runs from base 402 to 1358 and encodes 318 amino acids.